GUGGCAACGCCAUUCGAUAUAGUUGCCACACAAGUUUAUUGUAUCACAUCGUUUUUCUUGCGGUGCGCGGCCGCCUGAGUUUUAGCUCUUUUUAAUUAAAAGAAAACUGCCAGUAGGCUGCUAAAAGUUAAAUAGAACAUUUUUACAUUGCUAUUCUAACUUAAAUCAUAUAAAACUAAUCAGCGCCGCGUUUUACGUCAGCCCGGCGGCAGUGACUAUGCAGUCCCAUAGCAAAAAGCGCGUUUGCUACUAUUACGACAGUGACAUUGGCAACUACUACUAUGGCCAAGGUCAUCCCAUGAAGCCCCACCGCAUACGCAUGACCCACAAUCUGUUGCUCAACUAUGGACUCUAUCGCAAAAUGGAGAUUUAUAGACCACAUAAAGCCACAGCGGAUGAGAUGACAAAAUUUCAUUCAGAUGAAUAUGUGAGAUUUUUACGUUCCAUACGUCCGGACAAUAUGACGGAGUACAACAAACAGAUGCAGCGCUUCAAUGUGGGCGAAGAUUGUCCCGUCUUCGAUGGACUGUACGAGUUCUGUCAACUCUCCGCCGGAGGAUCAGUGGCCGCAGCUGUUAAGCUGAACAAACAGGCCUCGGAGAUCUGCAUCAAUUGGGGUGGCGGACUGCAUCAUGCCAAGAAAUCAGAAGCUUCCGGCUUUUGCUAUGUCAAUGAUAUCGUGCUUGGAAUCUUGGAGCUGUUGAAGUAUCAUCAGCGAGUGCUCUACAUCGACAUCGAUGUGCAUCACGGCGAUGGCGUGGAGGAGGCAUUCUAUACCACAGAUCGUGUGAUGACUGUCAGCUUUCACAAGUACGGAGAAUACUUCCCGGGCACGGGAGACUUGCGAGACAUUGGCGCUGGCAAGGGCAAAUACUAUGCUGUGAAUAUUCCACUGCGCGAUGGCAUGGACGAUGAUGCCUACGAAAGCAUCUUCGUGCCCAUAAUAUCGAAGGUGAUGGAGACCUUCCAGCCAGCUGCUGUGGUGCUGCAAUGCGGUGCAGAUUCGUUGACGGGCGAUCGUCUGGGCUGCUUCAAUCUGACCGUCAAAGGACACGGCAAAUGCGUCGAGUUUGUUAAGAAAUACAAUCUGCCCUUCCUGAUGGUCGGCGGCGGCGGCUACACCAUACGAAAUGUCUCCCGGUGCUGGACCUACGAGACGUCGGUUGCUCUAGCUGUUGAAAUUGCCAACGAGCUGCCCUACAACGAUUACUUCGAGUACUUCGGACCAGACUUCAAGCUCCACAUCAGUCCGAGCAAUAUGACAAAUCAGAACACAGCCGAAUAUCUGGAGAAGAUCAAGAAUAAGUUGUUUGACAAUUUGCGUCUGUUGCCGCACGCGCCGGGUGUUCAAAUCCAGGCCAUACCCGAGGAUGCGAUCAACGAUGAGUCCGAGGACGAGGAUAAGGUGGACAAAGACGAGCGUUUGCCGCAGAGCGACAAGGACAAACGCAUUGUGCCGGAGAAUGAGUAUUCGGAUUCAGAGGACGAAGGCGAAGGCGGCCGCCGGGACAACCGCAACUACAAGGGCCAACGCAAGCGGCCGCGUCUCGACAAGGAGCCCAUCAUUAGCAAUGCCAGCAGCAAAGCCAGCGCCGAGAGCAGCGAAACCAAGGAUGAAAAGGAGAAGGCUGAAGGUGAAGGCGAGGAAUCCGCCACAGCCAACAAUACGAAUAGCAGCAGCAGCAACAGCGGCGGCAGCAAUAGCAACAAAGAUGAUGCUGCCACGCCCACGGCUGGUGGUGGUAAUGCCGCCUCCGCUGCAUCGAAGGGCGCCAAGGAGAACAAUAUAUGACGUGGCGGCCGCAAUUGGUUAUAGAAGCCAAUUAAGCGACCGCCCAAAUACAAGCCGCCGGAUUUCACCUAGCAUACGGAUCCAAAAGCAGUGCAAAACUGUACAAAUUCAGGGAUCCCGGAGCUUAGUCAAAUAAAAGAGGGAAAAACGAAAAAAAAA
This is a messenger RNA of Drosophila hydei, 1951 nucleotides long. RefSeq names its product histone deacetylase Rpd3 (gene HDAC1). NCBI's taxonomy places the organism in Eukaryota, Metazoa, Arthropoda, Insecta, Diptera, Drosophilidae. The coding region runs from base 218 to 1792 and encodes 524 amino acids. The transcript is spliced from 4 exons. Gene Ontology annotation, molecular function: histone deacetylase activity. The record is from RefSeq and is a predicted model, not a curated record.